AUGAAUUCUGAUAAUUUUUUUGAAGAUAAUUAGAUAAUCAAAAAAACCAAAUGUAUAAAUACUUUCGAUUUUAGACAAUGAAAAAAGUAGAUAGAGUAGAAAUAUUGAUGGAUAUUAAUAUUGUGAUUAGCAUUAUUAGGAAAUUCACUUCUAGAUUGAAUACUGUCAAGGAGAUAGUAUUACAUAUAUUAAGGACGGUUAAAUCUUAUUAAAGUAAUACUUUUUAACUAAACUCUUAGAGAUUGGAUAAAUGAUAACUUUUCAGAUUAAUAGAUCAUAACCAACUUUGAUUUUCUGAGAUAUUUAUUAUGGGAUGGUUAAUAUCAUACAAAAUAAAAAAUUGGCAGAUGGACUCCAUAUUGGAAAGGUAAUAGAUUAGAUGCUGGAGGCAUUUAUAAUGAAGAAGGCUUAAAAAUAGGAAAAUGGAUAGAACCUGUCAAUAUGUUUGGGGAGUAUGUCUAAUUAUUUAAAUUAUAGAACUGAUAGGGUUAACUUUGUUGGUUUAUAUAAAUAAGGAAUAAGAGUACGAAAUUGGCAGUAUUUUUUAUAUUACUACCAUCAUGAAACUAAAAAAUUUAUUCUCCAUUUCAAAGGAGGAGGUUAUUUUAAUGACUCAGGAAAUAAAUAAGGAAAAUGGAUAGAAUUAAUUGAGGGAUUUACAGAGUAUUAAAAUUAAAUACAUAAUAGUGAAUCUGAAAUAAUAAGUUAUGGAGAAUAUAAAGAUGGAAAAAAAAUUGGUAUAUGGGACACAUACUUCAAUAAAAAUCUCCUGUAUUCAUCAAUAUUUAUUUAAAUAUCAGUUUUAGUGGAUGUUAUGACAUGAAUGG
Messenger RNA from Paramecium primaurelia, 827 nucleotides. Lineage: Eukaryota; Ciliophora; Oligohymenophorea; Peniculida; Parameciidae. The record is from the annotation of a GenBank genome assembly.